AUGACCGCCAACGGAUACACACUGCACAACGGCGACCUGUCGUACGGCGCCGCUUCGCAGUCUCCACCCCAGGCACAGUCGCAGCAACCUCAGCCCAACAACCUCAAUUCCAACCCGGCGGCGCACACUCGCACAUACCAGGCAUGCAUACCUUGCCGUCAGCGAAAGGUCCGUUGCGACCUGGGAUCGGUCGACAACCCGAACGAUCCACCAUGCACUCGAUGCCGGCGUGAGGCCAAGGAGUGCUACUUUUCUGCGACCCGACGCAAGAAAAAGAACGCGACCGGCGAUGGCAAUGGCUCCGAGGCUGGCGAUGAUUCGAUCUACGAGGUUCGCACCAACAGAAAGCGAUUGAGGACUUCAGCUCCUCCUGAUCCGGUCGAUGAUAACGAGGAGUAUGAAGAACCACCUCGGACACCAGGGGGUUCCGUAGGGCGAACGCAGCCAUUACGAAGGCCGACCGGCAAGCAAGUUCAAUAUGGCGAAGAAGAGGAGAAGAAGAGUGAAGCAAUGGCUGCUUUCUUUCAGCGUUCUGAGGUGCAUGGAGGACACGAUGCGCUCAAUGUCUUGUAUCACGCAGCAGUACAUGGCAGAUCUGACAGCACGACCAGCAGUAGCGCUCGGCCCACGAUGAAUGGGUUCACGAGCGGCUCUCUACCAGACGCAACUAGCCCUGUCAUCGAGAAGGUCGGCAACGUGAGCUACACCAACGGUCCGAUGGCGAUGUUCCAAAACGACGAUUUGUGGAAGACGCGACCCGACAAGAACUCUUCGGCCGGGGCAAAUACUGAUUCUGUCCCUACCGACCUCGCCUCUUACACAACUGCAAUGAAGGCCUGGUCUCGCUUCAAGUUCGUGCGCUCUGGGUGGUUUACGGCGCGAGAAGGCAUCGAAUACAUCCUGUACUUCUACAAGCACCUCUCGCCGCUCACUCCCGUAGCAUUCCCGGAUUUCCGGCAGCCUGCAACUCACCAGAAACUAUUGGAAGAUGAGCCAAUGCUGGCCAUCACCAUUUUGCUCAUUGCCUCUCGACAUAUGAAGCUCAAUGGACCAGGCUCCCAGAGUCGACCAUACGCCAUUCACCAAGCUCUUUGGAGCCACCUCUCGGGUAUGAUUGACAGACUGGUUUGGGGCCAGGAGCAGUUCGGUGGUGGGUUCUGUGGUGCGGGCGGUCAGCCCGGCUGCGAUGUUAAUCCGCUCACUCGCAAAGGCCUGAGAACAUUGGGCUCUGUGGAGUCUUUGGUGCUUUUGACCGAGUGGCACCCACGCGCCAUGCACUUCCCGCCAAACGAGGACGACGACGAUCUCAUGAUUCCUGACAAGCCCGCCGAUGCUCCUGACCUCUUUGGUGCCGACAAUAUUCCGAAGGGCAUCGGUGGACAUCGCAUGGACGCCUGGUUGGAACCGUGCUGGCGCAGUGAUCGCAUGUGCUGGAUGCUUCUUGGCAUGGCAAUGUCGCUUGCAAUGGAAAUCGGCGUUUUCGAUUCGAGCGAGUGGCAGCGCCAUGCUCGUUCUGCUGACGGUAGCCCAUUGUCUGCGGAGGACAUCACUGCUUACGACAAGCGCCGCGGAAGUGUACGAGAUCUACUUCUCGUGUAUGUUACUCAGACAAGCGGCCGAUUGGGACUCACCUCGAUGCUGCCAAGCUACUACAGCAAGCCCGAGGACAGCGACCUCUUCAAGAAACAAGUCGGACAGCAGGACAGUGUCCAGGAGAUUACUUUCCACUUCUGGCUUCGUAUCGCAGCGCUGCUGAGGGAAGGCAACAAUAAGAUAUUUGCCAACAAGAGCUACACUCGCGAUCUCAUUCGCAAUGGCGAUUACAAAGCUGUACUCGCGCAACUUCAAGAGCCUUUGCGACAAUGGCGCCAGGACUUUGAUGAUUGCAAGGUGAUACCCAAGCACAUGCGAUCCAUUUUGGAGAUUGAGUUUGAAUACUGCCGCGUCUACAUGAACGCCUUGAGUCUGCAAGCCAUGGCUGAGAGGUGUGCAAAUGAUCACCCAUCGCCCAUCGAUCCUCCUCUCGAGAUGGCUCGCUCCGCGAUUGCCAAUGGCGUUCACACUGAAGCUGCUAUCCCGCCGGCUACACUGUCGAAGUGGCUUGGUGGCGAUCGCCACUACAUCCAGACAGUUGGUGACUCAGCACGCAACCUCUUGAAGGUCGUAGUCGAGGGUCUGUAUCCCGAUGGCUUCCUGAGACACGCACCGGUCCGAACCUACUUCCGCAUCAUCAGCGUGGCUAUUAUGCUACUGAAGUCCUUUGCUCUGGGCGCUACUGAAGGAGACGUCAAUGACUCGCUUUCACUGCUUGAUCGGACUGUUGAGGCCCUCCGAAGUUGCAUUGUCGAUGAUGUCCACGUCGCUAGUCGCUUUGCCGAUCUUCUGGACACUGCGACGCAGAAUCUGAAGCCUCUACUUGUCCGCAUGCGCUCUGACGGACGAGGGGGUCGUGGUCGUCACGUCGGUCGUCAGGAAAGCUCUCACGCCAACCCUGCUGUCGCUGCCAGUAUCCCACAAGCUUUUCAGGGACAGGGCCAGGCACAGGCCACCGCCGGCGCUGCCCAGCAGCCACAGCCGCAGCAGCAAUGGCACUACAACAACAGCAUGAUGGCAGAUGGACAAAUGGCGGGAGCAAAUCCGAUGUACGGCAUAUCGAACGAUACUUACGAUCUAAUGGCUACCGACAACGGCUUCUCCGUCAUGCCACCACCCGGCUUCAGCAUCAGCUCUCCCAGCGCCGGAAACGUAGGCAAUAUGGCCAAUGGUUCUGCCAACGGCACCUAUGACUCUUACGCCAACAAUUUCGGCGAGCAGCAGGAUUGGCUGGCGAUUCCACUUGACCCCAUUAUCCACAUGCCUGGCGCGGACGUGAAUCAGACACAGUAUGGAACAGAAGGUAAGAUACCAUGUUAAUUCCCGCUGCUUGCCUUGGGAACCUGAAACUGAUCUUGUUGUCUAGUCAAUGGUCACGACAUGCUGGAACUAUUACUGAACCAGGUUUCUCAUCACACAAAUCACUUCUAG
This is a messenger RNA of Lecanosticta acicola, 3024 nucleotides long. Lineage: Eukaryota; Fungi; Ascomycota; Dothideomycetes; Mycosphaerellales; Mycosphaerellaceae. The record is from the annotation of a GenBank genome assembly.